AUGCAGAACAAAGCCGGAGUUGACGCAGUCGGUGGGCGCCUCCGUGGGCUGCAAGCGGGCCGGGCGGCGGUCACUCCGUCCUUCGUGAUUGACGAGCUCUCGGGCGAGAGCCGCUACCGGCUAGCACUUGGGAAGGUAUGUUUUGCGAGUGACGGGAAGGCACCAGAGGUUAUGCUUCGACUGGAGGAGGCCCGGCCAGCGCCCUUCGCCGCAGCCAUCACCCAGGCCAGGGCGGACGUGAUGGCCGGGCUGGGAGCAGCCAGCAUGGAGUCCUACCGGAGGGCAUACCCUUUCUUGCUCAAGCUGCACAGUCUCAGGGAAGCGGAACAGGCCUUCGAGGCGAUUCACGGGCAUAGAGAGCCGGCAAAGAGGCAAGAGGCACUCCGGAGCCUUGGCUGGGAGCAGCGCUUGUCCGCGAUGGGCGCGUCCUUGAGAAAACUGGCGCCGGUGCUUGCGGCCGACAACUGGCUGCAGCUCGCCAAGAGGGCGCGGGCAGCGGGGCAGUUCGCGGUGGCCGGGGCGGCCCUGCGUCGCGCGGGUAGGCUCGGGGUAUGUCAGGACAGGCUGGCGUUCGAGGAGGCCAAGCUCGCGCGCGAGAGAGAAGGGGUCCACCGCGCCUUGGUGAUUCUGGAGCCUGUGGAGACGGACGUGGACAGCCUGAAAGCGCUGCUCACCGUCAAGGGUACUAUCAGCAAGAGUCGUGGUGGGACGACGAUCGGUGGUGUUGGCACUUCUUCCUCGUCGUUGCCGCGGAGCGGUCUGGAUAUUGACGGGGACGAGAGGUUGCAGCUAGCGCGCAAGCUUCUCCUCACGACGGAGUGGAUCGUCGAGGCUGGACAGAAGCACGGGCAGGCCGUGGUCGCCAGGUACAAGCUUGCUCUGCAGCUCCGGCCGGGCUGGGAGAAGGGCUACUUCUGCCUGGGGCAGUACGUCGACUUCCUCUUCAAGUCCAGGCAGCCGAAGACCGCAGCACCGAGGGGCGGGUGGGCGGGAGACGAGCUGGCACACAAGCUUGCCCUGCAGACAAUGGAGAACUACUCUCGUAGCCUCAGGGCAAGGUUUGGCGCCAAGUACAUCUUCCAGAGCAUGCCGCGCUUGCUCACUCUCUGGUUUCAGGUCGGGUUUUUGCGUGAUCCAUCGACGGUGGAGGACAAGGAGAAAGCCCCGCGCCUUAGGAGUGCGGGUGGUAAGAGUGCCAACGCCAAGGCUGUCGCCGCGGCUGCCAAGGGCAAGAAGCGUCCGGUGGCCCAAGCCAAGAGCAUUGUGCCGAAGCUCCAGACCGACAGCACCGCUCUCGUGAAGGAGGCUGUGCGCACCAUCCCUCCCUACAUGUGGUACACGGCUCUGCCGCAGCUCACAUCCCGUGUGGGACACCCGAACGAGGAUGUUCUGAGGGUGAUCAUCGACGCGCUGGCUAUGCUCCUCAGGGCGCAUCCCAAGCAGGCCCUGUGGCACCUGUCCAGCCUGUGUUUGUCAAUCAGCGAAAGCCGUCGACAGGUCGGCAACCAGGUGUUCGAACAGGCGAGGCGUCUACUAGAUGCGGAGGGAAAGCAGGGGGAAGCCGUUGCUAUUCAGGAUGGCCAAGCGCUGUUCUCGGAGCUUAUCACAGUGGCGCAGGAGCAGCCACCAAAGAACUUAAAGGAAGCCCACUUCAAGAUCGGACACCGGAUGGACCUUCAUCGCUUCAUCGUACCAGCGGCGCUUACCGUGAGCCUUCCCCAAGCACCCCGCAAGGAUGCUACCGCCACAGCCGCUGCAUGGGGCGGCGGGGGGAGAAAGGGCAGGGCUGCUGCUGCGGCCGCCGCCGCCGCCACCGCUGCUGCGGAGGCCGCGGAAGAGGUGCCGUGCUCUCAGGCGGAGGUGUUGGCGGCGGCGGCGGUUGCUGCGCACAACCCUUUCCCGGGGGGAGAGAUGCACAUCAAGUGCUUCCACACCCGUGUGAAGUACAUGACUUCGAAAGCCAAGCCCAAGAAGGUGUCCCUCAAGACCCUCGAGACGGGCGAGCAGGUGCACUUCCUCUGCAAGCAGGAGCGAAACGGAGAUCUCAGGAAGGAUGCGAGGCUCAUGGAGUUCAACGGCAUGAUCAACCGCCUCUUGCAGAAGAAUCCAGCGGGGCGUACGAGGAAGCUCCGGCUCCGAACUUACGCGGUUAUCUGCCUCAACGAAGAGUGUGGCGUGUUGGAGUGGGUUGAGGACACGACUGGCUUCCGCAUCCUGGUUCACAAAUCCUACCAGAUCAAAGCCCGGAGCUCGACAAUCCCCGCUGCAAAGCCACCCCAAAUACUCCAGGUGAGGACUACCCUCGACAGGGUUCAGCUCAAGGCCGCACAGCCGUCGGGGAUGCCGACUGCACUGCAGAUGUACCGCCAAAACAUCCUGGACGUCCAGCAGCCGUGCUUCCACCUGUGGUUUGUCGACCACUUCGCGGAGCCCACCGCCUGGUCGGCUGCUGUUUGGUCAAGCGUGGGGCACGUGGUCGGGCUGGGGGAUCGGCAUGGCGAGAACAUUCUCAUCCACACCGAGAGCGGUGAAUGCGUCCACGUGGACUUCGACUGCCUCUUCGAUAAGGGUUUGAGCUUGGCCAGACCCGAGAUCGUCCCCUUCCGGCUAACGCCUUCCAUGGUGGACGGCAUGGGCCUAUGCGGCUUCGAGGGCGUAUACCGCCGGGUCAUGGAGACAUCUAUGUCGGUGCUGAGGACCAACCGAGAAACUCUGCUGAGCGUGCUGGAACCCUUCUUGCAGGCAAGAUAG
Ectocarpus sp. CCAP 1310/34 is the source of this 2751-nucleotide messenger RNA. Lineage: Eukaryota; Phaeophyceae; Ectocarpales; Ectocarpaceae. The record is from the annotation of a GenBank genome assembly.